Molecule: messenger RNA, 1003 nt
Organism: Bactrocera neohumeralis
Lineage: Eukaryota; Metazoa; Arthropoda; Insecta; Diptera; Tephritidae
Exons: 2
Coding region: 47-703 (218 amino acids)
Source: RefSeq, a predicted model, not a curated record
AAAAUUUAAAGUUCCCAAAUCUGACACCACAAUCAGAAAAUAUAUAAUGGAAUAUUUUGAAGAAUGUCGCGAAAGAGUGAAGAAAGAAAUAAUCGAUUUGAAAGUAAAAAAUAAUAGAUUUAGCAUUUCAUUCGACGAAUGGACUUCUGUGGCCAAUAAACGCUACUUGAAUUUAAUACUGCAUAGUAAAAAAAACAUAUGGAACUUGGGACUUGUCCGAAUAAAAGGUACCGCAACUUCUGAAAACUGCAUUGAUAUGAUUGAAUCUCGUUUGGUAGAUUAUGACUUGAGUUUAGCAACUGAUAUUAUUUCUAUUAUCACGGAUGGUGCCUCAACUAUGUUGAAAAUUGGCAAACGCAUAGGUCCACAUCAACAGCUGUGCCUGGCACAUGGAGUACAGCUAGGUAUCCUUGAUGUGAUGUACAAAAGACAAAUAAGAAUUGAGCCAAAUGAAAUUUCUAUAUGUGAAGAUGAUGAUUCCGAAGAAGAUACGAGAGAUCAAACUGAUUGCAUACAGUUAGCUGAUAAUGAAGAACAUGGAGAACUUACAGACGAAUUUGAUAUCAAAAAAAUUAUAGACAAAAUUCGGAGCGUUUUACGGUCAUUUCGAAAAUCUCCCAAAAAGAAUGAAAUUUUACAAAAAUAUGUGAAAAUGGAGUUCAACAAAGAGUUGCAGCUCAUCCUAGAUUGUCAGACUCGGUGAAACAGUUUACUAAAAAUGAUCGAAGGGUUUCAUAUGCUGGAGUCUUGCUUGAAAAAAGCGAUGGUCGACCUUAAGGCAGAUUGCUUGGAAGAUUUUGAAUUUAAUAUUAUUAAAAGCAUUAUUAAAGUUUUAAAGCCGGCAGAGUUAGUUAUAGAAGCUUUGUGCCGCCGUGACAUGAACCUCUGUUCUGCUGAUGCAGUGAUACAUUUUAUGCUGGACGAAGUUAAAAUGUGGACUUAUCAAUAGCUUUCAAUCUUUUUGAAUCAAUUAAAAAACGCGUUUCUGAAAGGCGCACAAUAU